This is a messenger RNA of Pseudomyrmex gracilis, 2123 nucleotides long. RefSeq lists its product as uncharacterized. Bases 599 to 1849 code for a protein of 416 amino acids. NCBI's taxonomy places the organism in Eukaryota, Metazoa, Arthropoda, Insecta, Hymenoptera, Formicidae. The transcript has 2 exons. The record is from RefSeq and is a predicted model, not a curated record.
UUCUAGAGUAACCAAUCUAAUUACUCUCAGAUAUUUUUCUCUAUAACAGGAAUUAUCAGGAUGAGAACACAAUCACGUUUUCUUAUCACUGACGUUCUUAUCUCCGUACUGAUAUUCUUUAUAAAAGAAGGUUGUCAUAUACUGUUGAGUCGCUGCCAGAGUAACGACAAAAUAGAACAUAGUUUUUAUGGUCGGAUGAAAAUUCUCUUAAUGAAAUCAAGACAAAAAGAAAGAAGUGAAUUAAGCAAUCGCAAACAUUGACAAUUUUUGAGACAGCGAGAAGCAUCGGGGAUUUGUUGUUCCGUUAAACACGGAAGAUCAAAGCUUGAUGAGAUCGCGUCAUCGAGCGCAUCAUCAGCAUAUGUGUUUUUACACGAAGAUUAAGCUCAUCUAGCACGUAAACAUUCAUGAACGUCACGGUUGUGUAAUCGUGGUUCAUUGUGCAAAAAUUAGUCUCUCGUACGCGACUGACUAGGAAGGCGGUGACUUGAAAUAAUUAUUUACUGGUGUGGGAUUCAGGGACAUACGCCUGUUACAAACCGAUAAUUUCGACCUACGUUCAGUUAUCGUGUUUGCACGAAACAAGUCAGUCAGAGUAAUGUCAACCGAUUCGACGAUCAUGAGUAACAACAAACCAAUUAUAAAGGCGAUUGAACUACAUAAAUUGCAGCCGAUACUUAGUCGCACCUUCGACGACCGGUUGAUCGUGGUGCGUUACACGGCCAAAAACAUGAUGCAGCCCGGCGAGAAUUACGGCAGUACUAUUCUCAGCGUUCACGCUGUGAUCAAGCGCGAUGACAAUGCGCAAGAAGAAGAUCUUUACCUCGUGGCAAAGAUGCCACCGCCGACGGAAUAUCAACGAAAGAUUUUCGACAGUCCAUACACAUUCAAAAAAGAGAUCUUUAUGUACGAGGAUAUCGUGCCUUAUUAUCGAGAGUUAGAAAGAGAAGCCGGUUUGAAAGAGAACGAACUGUUUGACAUACUGCCAAAGUACUAUCAGUCUAGAUUGUCGUUAAAUCCGGAUAUCGAGUUCGACGAUAAUGCCGUUAUACUAAUGGAGAAUUUGAAGAUGCGCGGUUAUUACACGUGCAACAGAGCUAUAGGAUGUGACCACGAGCACGCGAAGGUCGCGAUACGAGCAAUGGCGAGGUUUCACGCGCUAGGCAUGACCGCCAAAUACAAGCGACCGGAACAUUUCGAAAUAUUAAAACAACGGAGCAAGUGCGUGGAAUACGAUCACAAGGAUUUCGAGCGUAUGAUAGACGAGAUGAUGAAGAGAAUAGAAAAGGAUCCCGAAAUUGGUGUUUACAUCAAUAGGUGCAAAACAGCCGUGAUGGAUUCGUUGACGAACGGUUUAUGGACCGCCGUCCCUUCCGAGCCAUGGUCUACCAUCAUACACGCGGACUUUUGGGUGAACAAUAUCCUGUUUCAUCGCGACGGUGACGGCCGAGUAGACGACGUGAAGUUCGUGGACUUCCAGAAUUAUCUGUUCUUCAGCCCGCUCCGCGAAUUGGUUUUUUAUAUAUUUUCCAGCACGGAGGUGCGCGACGAUUAUAUCGAGGAACUGACGGAUCUUUACUAUGAGACGUUUUUGGCUGUGCUGAAACGAAUGGACUGCGACACCGAAUUGUUCACGAGACAGAAAUUCAGCGUCAAUAUACUGGCCGAUGCCAAGUACGAGUUCAUGCACUUGUGUUUUAUGCUUAAGAUUCUCACGAUGGACGUGCAGGAGACCAAAUUUGACUACGAUAAAAUGGAGAACAUGUUGGAAGUCUAUCAAGGCAACGAGAUGUUUAUUCAACGGAUGCGCAAGGUCGUGUCAUAUUUCGUUAAAAACAACUGGAUUUAGACUAAAUUUAUGUUCUGAUGUUGGAGAUGUAGGACCAAAACAAAACGUUUCCUGGACGAGGAUUAAAAUAUUAAAUGCAAUAUAUACAAUUGUAUUAUUGCAUAUAUAUGCACAAUAUAUGUACAUACAAUAUAAACUGUGUAAUUAUGCAUAUGCACAUUUCUUCUAUUUUCAUCUUGUAUAAUAAAUGACAAGGUUAGAUAAAUUAUAGAAAAAGCAAAUGAGAUGUCUAAUUAAACAAGAGUUUGACAAAUAAAAUUAAAUUUUUUAUAUA